UAGUCAUCUGUGGCUUGUAGUUGCGUAGCUGGCAAGAUAUUUCGUUCUGUCAGUUGUCAUUCGGCAAAUCAUGCAUGUUCGAUUUGUUGCGUUGUGAACAAUUUGUGGAAUUUAAUUUAAAUAUUAUAUUUAUUCGAGUUUUAAUUAAUUAGUGUAGAAUAAAAUGGCAGAGACAGAACCCCAAGCCGGAGACACGGGGCCACCCAAGGGCAUCCCGGCCCUGAAGGCUCAUGUGAACGCCAACAGAGUGGACGUUGCCCUCUGGGCCAUCAGAGUCAUGACCGUCCUCUUCACCUUCGCAUAUGUACUGCCUUUGUUCAACAACCCAGUAUCAGCAUUCUACAAGGCGUUACUCGCGAACGCUGCGACCUCAGCCCUGCGGCUGCACCAACGCAUCCCGGCGCGAGAGAUCUCCAUCUCCCGGGAGUUCCUCGCGAGAUUCUUCCUCGAAGACAGCGCGCAUUACCUCUUCUACUCGCUCAUAUUCAUGAAUGUGGCGCCUAAUUUGUUGAUCCUGACACCAAUCUUCUUGUUCGCGCUACUGCACGCCGCGUCCUACUCGCUCACCAUUCUCGACACUCUAGGUCAGAACUCGAUGUGGGUGGCGCGGCUGCUGAUCUCGCUGGUGGAGUUCCAGUCGCGCAACAUCCUGCGCGCCGCCGCGCUCGCCGAGAUCGUGCUGUUCCCGCUCGUCGCCUUGAUGGCGCUUUUCGGCUACUGCGGCCUCCUCACCCCCUUCGUAUACUACUACUUCGUGACGUGGCGGUACGCGUCGCGCCGCAACCCUUACACGCGCAACACGUUCCGCGAGCUGCGCGUCGCCGCCGAGCGAGCCGCCGCCCGCCCCGCCCUCCCCGCGCCCCUCCGCAGCGCCGUCACCCGCGCCGUGCACCUCGUGUGCCGCAUGGCGCCGCCCAUGGACCACGUGCAGCAGUGAGUAGCUAACAUCCGCCCGCCCUCCCGCG
Molecule: messenger RNA, 965 nt
Organism: Helicoverpa armigera (cotton bollworm)
Lineage: Eukaryota; Metazoa; Arthropoda; Insecta; Lepidoptera; Noctuidae
Gene: Kr-h2
Product: Kruppel homolog 2
Exons: 6
Coding region: 164-937 (257 amino acids)
Biological process (GO): endoplasmic reticulum tubular network organization; membrane organization
Cellular component (GO): membrane; endoplasmic reticulum
Source: RefSeq, a predicted model, not a curated record